UUAAACACGCUGCCGAUUUUAGGUUCAUCGUAACAGACCACGACUUACUGACCUAAACUAGCAUAUGUCAAAAAUACGUUGAACUUGAAAAACACAAAUAUGUUUAGAAAGAAAAAAAGGUUGUUUAAAAGACAAAGAAUUGUGACAUUGUUAAGUUCAGUUUAGAUGGGCUACUCAUUCUGGAACAUUCUCUCUCAUGACUUGAAUUUGCUUAAUCACUUACUUCAUGUUGGGAAUAAACUCUGGUCUCACAAAGACUCCUUCAUGACAUGUAGGCUAUCUUCUGCAGUCACAUGAUCCCAGAGGAGAAUGAUUCAAAUAAAUAGUCUGAGCUCCAGUCCUUCUCAUAUUCAGCACGACUUUUAAAAGGGCUAAACAAGUACAAUGAAGGCCUUACUGGUUGUUUUGGCCCUCUUGCUGCCCAUUAUAAAUGCCCAGGUGCCUCACUGGGGGCCGUGCCCAGAGCCAGCUACUCAACCUGCCUUCAGCCUAAAGAAGUUUAUGGGCAGGUGGUUUGAGAUCGCUAAACUUCCAGCACAGUUUGAACGGGGGAGAUGCAUUGAGACCAACUUCACUCUCAAGCUGGAUGGAACGGCUCACGUUGUGAGCUCUGAAAUUCUAAAAGGAGAGUUAAAAACAAUUGAUGGGACAGCUGUGGUGGAAGAUAAAAGAAAUCCAGCAAAGCUUGGAAUCAGUUUCUCUUAUGUUUUGCCCUACACUCCAUACUGGAUUUUGUCCACUGACUAUGAGAAUUCAGCUCUGGUGUAUUCAUGCACUGAUGUCUUGAGACUGUUCCAUGUAGACUUUGCUUGGAUUCUGGGACGCACCCGAUCCCUGCCUGCUGCCACCAUCGACCACGGAAAAGACAUUUUUACCAACAACAACAUCGAUGUGAGUCGGAUGAUCUUAAGCAGACAGCAGGGAUGUGACAAAGAUCUUUGAAUGACUGGAAAAUCCUGUUUCCAGUGUUGAGAUGUUUUGUGUUGAACAAACUGUGGACUACAGAAGUAGUAUACUAUUCCUUUUAUUAAAAAUACUGCUCUGUUUAUAAACAUUUUAUUUAAUUAAAUGGCCAUGGAGUCUUGGACUUAUUACAUUAUUUUUACAGGUUUGCAAACCAGAAAUGUAAUCCAUCUUCUUUGGGAGCUAUUGUACAGAAUUGAAAGCACAAGUUUCCAAUUGAUCAAAAUAAAUUAGAACA
Molecule: messenger RNA, 1201 nt
Organism: Onychostoma macrolepis
Lineage: Eukaryota; Metazoa; Chordata; Actinopteri; Cypriniformes; Cyprinidae
Gene: apoda.1
Product: apolipoprotein Da, duplicate 1
Exons: 5
Coding region: 385-942 (185 amino acids)
Biological process (GO): lipid transport; brain development; tissue regeneration
Molecular function (GO): lipid binding
Source: RefSeq, a predicted model, not a curated record